Molecule: messenger RNA, 711 nt
Organism: Tilletiaria anomala UBC 951
Lineage: Eukaryota; Fungi; Basidiomycota; Exobasidiomycetes; Georgefischeriales; Tilletiariaceae
Exons: 1
Coding region: 1-711 (236 amino acids)
Biological process (GO): cytoplasmic translation; ribosomal large subunit assembly
Cellular component (GO): ribosome; cytosolic large ribosomal subunit
Molecular function (GO): structural constituent of ribosome; RNA binding
Source: RefSeq, a predicted model, not a curated record
AUGGUGCAAAAGAAGAUUUCGUCAACCCCGAAGGUGGGGCGGGUGAACCGCUCGAUCGCGUACUCGCAGAAGCAGAAGUACAAGCACGUGGCGAGCCGCAAGGCUCAGCCCACGGCCGAGGCCCCAGCAGCAGAGAACAAGACCAAGCAGUUGCCCAAGGGCGGCUCGCGGACGAUCCCCGCUCGCAAGGCUCUCCGCUUCUACCCGGCUGAGGAUGUCAAGCAGCCCAAGAUCUCUCGCAAGACCAACAAGAAGGCUGGUCUCAGGAAGAGCAUCACCCCUGGUACUGUUCUCAUCCUCCUCGCAGGCCGCUUUGCCGGCAGGCGGGUCGUCUUCUUGAAGCAGCUUGCAAGUGGGCUUCUUCUCGUCACUGGCCCCUUCAAGAUCAACGGCGUCCCCAUCCGCCGUGUGAACGCGGCAUACGUCAUUGCUACUAGCACCAAGAUCGACAUUUCUGGCGUGAAGGUUGACGAGAAGCUUGACGAUGCAUACUUUGCUCGGGAGAAGGCUGCCAAGAGCAAGCCGGAGCAGAGCUUCUUCGCUGACCCUGCGAACAAGGCUGCUCACCCAGAGGCCAAGGUCGCGGACCAGAAGGCGCUUGACAAGGAGGUCAUCGCUGCCGUCAAGAAGGCUGGGCCUACCCACCUCAAGUACCUUGCUGCUACCUUCUCGCUCAGCACUGGUGACCGACCUCACGCCAUGGUCUUCUAA